CGUCUGAGGGGGGACGUCACUUAGCUUACGCAGACGGGGCCCAUACCUGAGGCACCUUAGGUACUAACGGCUGCCUGUAUUCAAACCCCUCGAUUGUCGGCCGUGAAUAAACAGAUUGCCCAUGUCUUGUUGCUACGAAAGCUAAGAUAAGGCGCUCACGUUUGGUUACAACAGCACAAGCUUGUCAACGACUCAGCUGGUCACAACCAAAGCCAGCAGGACAUCAACAGACCCUCUCCCAGCCAUCGCGUGCCUGUUUUUGAAACUACCAAAAAAAAAAGCCUCGAAACGCGAUGGCGCCCAUCGUCCCCGUGCGCAUCCAGCUGCCUGCUGACCUCGACGUCAACAAGUGCCUCUUCCCAUCCCGAACACCGCAAGCAUGUCCUCGCUGCAACUCCACCAACGACACCACCGCCGCCGCCGCCGCCGCCGCCGCCGCCGCUGAUGACCCUGCGCAUGGGCCCCCCUUACAUAGGACCCGCCCACAGCGCGGCCAGGCCGCGGCCUCGGCCGCCUUGGUCUCCACACCAGCACGGCCAACCGGUGCCGCCUUCCCCGGCCAGCUGUCCGAGCUGGCGGAGGAGGGAGGCGGGGCAACCAAGGAGGAGCUGUUUGGCCGGGCGGUGGCCGCCGCCCGGCUGCGGGAGCUGGUCCAUCGGGACAGGAGGUGGCCCAGGCUGUGCGCCGUGCUCGUGCUCGUCGGGGCGUGCUUGGGCGGGUGGUGGGUGGUUUGUGGUCGACAGCUGCACUGAUGCUAAUUAAUCAGUGCAGGUGGGCUAAUUAGCAUGGCAAUAAUUAAUUAAGUGACGUGGUUUGCUGGACGGAAGA
Messenger RNA from Thermothelomyces thermophilus ATCC 42464, 828 nucleotides. RefSeq lists its product as uncharacterized. The record is from RefSeq and is a predicted model, not a curated record. Bases 294 to 752 code for a protein of 152 amino acids. NCBI's taxonomy places the organism in Eukaryota, Fungi, Ascomycota, Sordariomycetes, Sordariales, Chaetomiaceae. The transcript has a single exon.